This is a messenger RNA of Paramuricea clavata, 2552 nucleotides long. The record is from the annotation of a GenBank genome assembly. Lineage: Eukaryota; Metazoa; Cnidaria; Anthozoa; Malacalcyonacea; Plexauridae.
AUGUUUGAUGGACAUUCAUUUGUUGCAGCGGCUGGUGAUGACGUCAUUCUUGUUACAAUAAACUACAGAUUAUUUGAUCUAGGACUUUUGGUAACUCGAGAUGAAAGCGUCAGAGGUAACAUUUCCCAAAUAACACACAUUAUUUUCAAUGAUCUAUUUUCCUGCUAAACCACAUUAAUUAAGAAAAUUAAGCAAUGUUUGCUAAUGUGCCUCUGUAGACUUGAAAUAUUCAGUAACAUUUUUUAAAUUUUAACAUUUGGUUAUCACUAACUUUGCGAUAAAAAGCUCCAUUGAACUGUAGUAACAGUGGAAUGGUUCAAUUGAUGAAAUGAUUUGCUGUAGAUUUUUAAUGUCGGUAAACGGUACAGGUAAUAUAAAUUAAAGUAUAUAAUUCCAGGUCAAGUUAAAUAAUUGUGAUGGCAUUUCCGCACUACUGUAUGUAGUUGGAAAUUGACUGUUUAUUUUUGUCUUGGCAGGGAAUUUAGCAUUGUUUGAUCAAAGGUUAGCCUUCAAAUGGGUACAGGAGAACAUUGAGCGAUUUGGUGGUAAUCCUCAAAAGGUGACUAUAUUUGGAAAUAGCGCUGGAUCAGGUUCCGCUUCUUGUCAUUUUUUCUCUGAGGAAAGUUGGCCUUACUUUCAAAGAAGUAUUUUACAAAGUGGAAGCAUCACAUUUCCAAUGGGGAUCGUCGAUAUGGAUACUGCGAAGAAUAUGUCGGAGAAAUUUCUUGGAGAAGUGAAAUGCAAGAAUGAUAAAAAUGUUUUGGAAUGUCUUCAAAAUCUUAGCACCGAUGAUAUAAUGGAACAUUACCGAACCACUGAAUACUCUAUGACUAAAAAUUUCUUGUUACCAGUUAUUGAUGGGGAUUUCUUGAAAGAAUUACCUGCAAAAAUGCUUAUAGAAGGAAAACAUAAACACAUUGAUCUAAUGCUUGGCGUUUGUGAGCACGAGGCAUUCCUUUGGCAUUUUUCUAAAUUGCAGAAGAACCAAACAACUGAAUUUUACAUUAAUUAUUUCCAGCAAAUUCUUCAGAUAGAAGUUGACGAUCUAUCUGAAAGGGUGCAUGAAAAAGCUUUAGAGCUAUACGAACCACAAAGUUAUCCUAAUUUCGUUGAAGCAUUGAGACCAACGAUUGAACUGGAAACUGAUAAGUAUUGGGCCUGUCAGACAACUCAACUAGCAAGAACAUGGUCCACUCAAUCGAUAGGUAAAAAUGUAUAUGUUUUCAGAUUCUCGUAUACUCCUCCUCUGGAUUUGCUGGUUUAUUAUCCUCAGGGUACUUUUGGAUUUGCUGCUCAUGCUUCAGAUCUCAUGGUAAGUGGAGAAAAAAAUAUAAAUUUGCUAAGCUAUGCGAAUGCGAAAUGAUCUGCACCUUGAAAUAGCAGACAUAUAAUAUAACAAUUUAUUUUCUUUAAGUGCGAAUUUAAAUACUUUUUCUGACGUCGUUUUAGGGUACAUUUGGCUUCCCCAUCAACAAUACACAUUUUCCUGAAGAAGACAUGGUUAUGUCAUCUCGAAUGGUUACGUACUGGACGAACUUUGCCAAAAAUGGGUGAGUACCUUGAUUCAGAUAUUGAGCUUGAUAUAUAUUUAUGUUAUUGACUUUUUUUUUCUCAAAUAUAAAAUGGAUUUAGGGUUUGAGUCAAGGUUUUGAGGUCUUAGACCCCGUUUACACGGUACCGGACGAAUUUGUGACCGGACGAAAAUUCUUCCGUUUCGGCCGUGUAAACACACUAGAACCACGGAACCGGACGAAUUUGAGACCCCCUAACUGGACGAAUUCACGUGUAAACAGGCGAAAAAGGACGAAUUUUUGUCCGGUCCCAAAUUCGUCCGGUACCGUGUAAACGGGGUCUUAUACGCAACAUUUGGAUAGAACUAGGUGUUUGUUUUGUUAAUUAUGCGAGUUUCAUAUUCUUUUCAGAAAAUCAGGUUCAUUGUGUUGAGGAUUUAAGACUGUAUCCGGAUUGUUACAUCUAGCCUUAUGCACUGUUUAACUACUCUUCUUUGACCGCGGCAAACUUACUGUUCUUUGACCGAAGCAAACUUAUAAUCAGACAUAUCCAUAUUGUUGGAAUAUAAUACGAGUCUCAGGAAAUAUGUGAACUUACCAUAUUGAUUGACCAGCAUCUAUUAAACGAUUUGGUGAUUGGUUGCCAGGGUGUAUGCUUAUUCUACACCAACUAGUACUUCUCCUAACUCUGAAUUUGUUAUUGAUUCUUGUUUAAGGGACCCGAAUGUUGGGAUUACAAACAUCACCUACAACAAAGAGGAGUUUCAAAGGUUACCUGAUUGGCCCAAGUUUACUGACUCAAAUGAGAGAUAUUUGGAGUUCAAUGAACUGCAUGAACUGGGAAGCGGUGAAAAUUUACGUGAAAUGUACUGUGAUUUUUGGAAUGAUCCAGAGGAAUUUACGCGCCUAAAUCCUGUCGCAUCUGGGUCGUUCAACGUCUGGUUGGCUAUCGUUAUAACGUUAACAGUUACAACUGUAGUUGCUAUCAUUCUUUAUGCUUUGCUGAGGGACUCAUUUCGUAAAUCGUACAAUACAGUUUGA